Messenger RNA from Alexandromys fortis (reed vole), 685 nucleotides. RefSeq names its product growth hormone releasing hormone (gene Ghrh). NCBI's taxonomy places the organism in Eukaryota, Metazoa, Chordata, Mammalia, Rodentia, Cricetidae. Gene Ontology annotation, cellular component: extracellular region; terminal bouton; perikaryon. The record is from RefSeq and is a predicted model, not a curated record. Bases 257 to 577 code for a protein of 106 amino acids. Gene Ontology annotation, biological process: growth hormone secretion; adenylate cyclase-activating G protein-coupled receptor signaling pathway; positive regulation of multicellular organism growth. Gene Ontology annotation, molecular function: growth hormone-releasing hormone activity; growth hormone-releasing hormone receptor binding; peptide hormone receptor binding. The transcript is spliced from 5 exons.
UUGCCAGAAUCAGCUGAGUUUGGGCCACUCUGUCACACGGGUUUGGGCCACUCUGUCACACGGGAGAAGAGUUGAAAACUAUUUCUCUGGUUGUUUCUGUUUGUUUUUGUUUUUUGUUUGUUUGUUUGAGACAGGGUUUCUCUGUGUAAACUUGGCUGUUGUGGAACUUGCUCUUUAGACCUGGCUGGUCUCAGAUUACAGAGAUCCACCUGCUCCUGCCUCCUGAGUGCUGAGACGUUCCACCCAGGAGUGAAGGAUGCCACUCUGGGUGUUCUUUGUGAUCCUCACCCUCACCAGUGGCUCCCACUGCUCACUGCCCACCUCACUGCCCUUCAGGAUGAGGCGAUAUGCAGACGCCAUCUUCACCAACAGCUACAGGAAAGUUCUGGGCCAGCUAUCUGCCCGCAAACUGCUCCAGGACAUCAUGAGCAGGCAGCAGGGGGAGAGGAACCAGGAAGGAACCAGAAUACGGCCUGGCCGACAGGUGGACAGCAUGUGGGUGGACCACAGGCAGGUGGCGCUGGAGAGCCUCUUGGUAGCCCUGCUGCAGAAGCACAGCAGGAAUUCCCAAGGAUGAAGCUUUCAGCAGAGGCUUGGGCCACCCACACCCCAAACAACUGGACCCAGUUACUUCCAUUUCAGUUUUGACUUGAUCCUUUCUCUGUAAAUACAAUAAAAUUCCCUA